AUGGAUGCGCUCAACGUAGGCACUUCUCACUUGAGGAAGUCCACAGAGCACCUCUCACGCGCAGCCUCGAGCAAUGGCUACUACUCGGAUGGUACCAUCUCCUCAGCGUCCGACAUCGCCACGUCCCUCCUCGAGACUUUCAACACAGUCCUCUCGGAAGCCGAUGGCUACCUCACCUUCUUCGAAAGCCGCAUCCGACUCGAGGAAGAAUACAUCCGCAACCUCAAGCACUCACUCGAGAGGCAAAAGGAGCUCGAUGCCAAAAUCAACUCCAAGAUUGUUGGCGACGUAGGCCUCAUGGCCGACGCACAGCGUUACCCCAGUCUCAGGCGUGCCUGGCUCGAGAUGCGUCAGAACGAUCAACGCGAGCUCGAAGCACGCUCCUACAUGGUCGAAACGUGUCGUCAGGCUGUCCUUGCGCCCUUGCUGGCCUUCCGCGAUUCGCAAGAACGCAUCCGCAAGCGUGUCAAGGAGGACAUCCGCAACAGUCUGGCCCAAUACGACGAAAUGCGGAACUCGAGCCUACCCAAGAUCCGACGCGCCUACGAAAAGAGAGCAGAGGAGGUUGAGCAUCUUCAACUUCAAGCCCAAGCCGUCGAGGAUCAGCGCGUGCUGCUCAGCACUCGGACUGCUGAUCGCGAGGCCACCUCUACCAACCACAGCCGUCUUCCCUCCUACUCGGACGCUGAUCCCACAGCCACAUCGCCGCCAUCCACCUUCUCUGUCGCAGGCGGCAGCGGCCCUACCCUGAUACGUCGCAAGAGCAGCCGUCGUCACUCGCGCCGUCAUUCGAACGCCUCGUCCAAAUCCCUAGGUGCUUCAGCCAAAGGCGCCGAAAGCUCCGACGAGAGGUCCACCAUCGGCUCGCCUCCCACAACAGAAGCGCAUCUCCCAGCAACAAAUGCCUCAGCUCUCUCAACAUCGCCACCGACGCCCAAUCACGAAAAGGCGAAACCCAACUUUUUUGACGUUUUCAAGUCGCGCGAAGGAUGGGACACGGCUAGAAAGGAAGCACCCAAGAAGAUCGGUGCUCUCAUCACCAGGAUGCGAGAGGGUGGUCAGGCUGGUGCUGGAGGAUAUGGCGGUGCUGGUAUGGGGGAUGGUGGCCCCUCGACGCCGUCGAUGAGUGAAACUCUCCUCGGCACCUUUGGUGGCAACAACAGCAAUCCCUACAAGGCCACACAAAGCAUCGCCGCCAAACAGGCACGUGCCAAGAGAGAGGUCGACGAGGCCGACAAGGCGUACCGCAAGGCCGUCUUCGACUUGGAAACGCUGCGAUUGCGCAGGGUGCGGACGCUAAAAGCCGCUGCAGCCUCGGUGAUCGAGUGUCGGACCGAGCUGGCACAUACAGCUCAAGCUGUAUGGCUGCAAUCAGAACGCUCUCAAAUUGUGCUGCACGACAAGGGCAGCGGCCUGCACCAGCACAGCGAGGAUCUGGUCAAGACGACCCUUGACGAACUGGACCAGGAACUCAAGUCGAUGGAGGAAAAUUUGCCCGGCGUCAGAACCCUGGAAGACAACCGAGUCUCCUACGUCAACUAUUGGCACGGCGAGCUCAAAAAUCUUAUCUUUGGCACGCCGCUGGUCGACUAUCCGCUUACCGUGCCAUAUCGUCUUAGCGAUACGAUCGCUCCUCCCCUCAUUGUCAUCAAGUGCAUCGACUUUAUCGAAACGCACGCCAUCAAUCUGGCCGGCAUCUACCGGAUCUCGGCGAAACAGUCGAGCGUCAAGCAGCUGGCUCUGGCCAUCGAAAAGGACGAGCUGGGAUUCCAAUUUGACCCCGCCAAGGACGAGCCCGCGGCUGUCGCGGGCGUCUUCAAGGACUACCUGCGUCAGCUGCCCGAGCCCGUGCUUGCUAUACCCUGGGCAGAGCGCAUCAAGUAUACCCACGAGAGGGAGGAGCAUAUUCGGACAGGAUUCGCCGUACUGAAAGGAAAGAUUCGCCGACUGCCGCCCAUUCAUCAGAUCACGCUCAAAGUCAUUGUCCAGCAUCUGAGCAAGGUGGCCCAGCACGCAGACCAGAACAAGAUGACCGCUGCUAACCUAAGCGUCGUGUUUUCGCCGUGCCUCUUGUCCGAGGCGGACCACGAGACGACGAGCGUGGCUGCUGCCAUGGAGGAGGACAAGACGAUGGAAGAUCUCAUUCUCUAUUGCAACGACAUUUUCGAUCUCAAGACGGCGGGCGCACCCUUGCUUCCGCCCAUUACGUCGACGCGUGUGGACGAGCUUUCCAGAGCUGGUCAGAGUGCAGCCGACGCAGUCUUUGCUGCUUCGUCACCGACGACAGAGAGCCCGCUGGAGGCGCCUUCGCCAUCGGAUUUACCCAUGGUCACCGGUGCGAGUCUCAAGAGAAGCAACGCGAUUACCACUGCUGUUGCGGUGGGCAGCGAAGGUGACGCCGAUGCCGCUGUCAAUCAUUCUAGGACCGCCAGUGGAGGUUCUGCAAAGGGUAUCGCAGCGGCUGCGCAUUUGAACGGCAGCAACCUUGCGGCCGGUAAACUGCCGAGUCAGCCGCUUGAUGCUGAGGUGACCAACGCCCAAGGUCUGCCUCGAAUUCAGACUGCAGACCUUACCGCGGAUGUGGAUGUGGAUCGGGCAUCGAGCAGCGCCGUUGUUGCGGGUUCCGAGAGAAUGGACCAUCUCCGUCAGGCUCAGCGUGCCGAGACAGACCCAAGCCCUCGUGGCACCGUCGCCGAAUUGAAUCGUCAGCUCGCUGCUGCGGAUGUAGCUGACAGCAACGAAUCUCCACUGCGCUCGAGCACAGGCUUGACAGGCGAGGAAGGUGAGAUCUACCUUGCCGCCACUUCCGCUUCGGUACCGUCUCCGCUCGCAGCCUACACUCACGGACCGCUUGCACCUGGUCUGCUCACUCCUGCAUCGCUGCGAUCGCCACUCGACUUUGUGAUUGACUCGGCUCAGGCUUCACAUGGACACCCGACACCAACGGCCGAACAUUUGAACCCCGAUGGAGACCAUUCGAUGACAGAGACCUCGCCGAUCGAGGCCGAAGAAACGCAUCACGGCUAG
Messenger RNA from Sporisorium graminicola, 3027 nucleotides. RefSeq lists its product as uncharacterized. The coding region runs from base 1 to 3027 and encodes 1008 amino acids. NCBI's taxonomy places the organism in Eukaryota, Fungi, Basidiomycota, Ustilaginomycetes, Ustilaginales, Ustilaginaceae. Gene Ontology annotation, biological process: signal transduction; regulation of GTPase activity. The transcript has a single exon. Gene Ontology annotation, cellular component: cytoplasm. The record is from RefSeq and is a predicted model, not a curated record.